AUGGCGGACAUGGACAGGGAGACUCGGUAUAGUCGCAUGUAUUCCUGCCGACAGACAGCAGCCGGCAACAGCUCAAGUCGAUCGCAGCUUAUCCACCUACCUGCCGAAGUUCUAGAGAUCAUCUGUGACCAAGUCUUGUCGUGGGCGUACCGACGAAAGCCUACGGCCGCAUUGCUGCAACAGCUGGCAGAGAGAGCAGCCGAUCCGGGCGAUCUACUCGGCGAUCUCAACUUCUGCAAUCCUGGGGAGCCCUUCAGCGAACCAGUCACCACUUUGGUGCCCGUAUGGUGGCACACGCGAAGACCCUUGUUCUGGUUUCUGUCACCCAAUGCUAGGGACAGCACUGCUCGGGCGGCUCGACGUGCUGUCAGGUGCAGAUUUGCCGGGGCACUCACUGGAAGCCAUCUGCAAGGCCAUACAAACCUAGCGACCCUGCCACACCACGCGCUGGCAAUCUUGAGCGUCCACACCAAGCUGCACAAGAUCGGAAACGAUAUACUCAAUAAGAAGUUCUGGUUCCACUUCAACAAUGCUGAAGCAUUUCUAUCUCGUCCGCCAGCACGGACUAGCGACAAAAUUGUAGCGACUGUCCAGUGCCUGAGCUUGCGAUUACGGACUGAGUCGGUCUUGAAAGCGGACUUCGACGUAGAGUGCUUUAGAACGUUGCUAGCUAGCUGGCCCGGGCUACAGAAACUCGAGCUGCAGGCUGCAAUCGUGCAGGAACCGCAACGAUCCCUAAGACCGAGCCCUUUUCAUCCCGUAUGGAUCGAGAUGCAUCGAGCUUUAUUAUGGUUCGCAGCCACCAUGACGCAUAAAGAACGGACGGAGUCCCCUGAGCAUGCAAACGUGUCCAACGCACGCACUACAGGGUUCCAAUGGGCGAUAUGGGACGAAGGAGGUACAGUGCGUAACAACGAGGCACUCGGAGCGUGUACCUUCAUCUACAAAGACCAACCCGUGUUCAUCCAGGUCCGGUUGCUGAAGUCCGAGCCUGCUCGACCUUGGCAGGUGGUUGAAGAUCCGGAAGCUGUUGACUACAGAAACUGGCGCAGGCCUGUCUCCGAGCACGAGCAGGUACACCCCGUCUGCAACGUGUUGCUGGACUGCGCCAAGAUCAGACGUUGGGGCUGGGAAGCCCUCGCCACCCAUUGGACCUGUCGGCCUACCCCAUACCAGAUGCCCGUCGAUGCGACGUGCUCAGAGGAUAAUGCGGUAACUGAGGAUCUCCUAUCGGUCCAGAGCGCUGCCAACCCUGCCCAGGCAACGGUAGAGGUGGCUCUGAUAGAACCGCCCAAGGCCACGUUCGGUCAGAUAUUUCUCAGAUCGUCAAAACUCUAG
Molecule: messenger RNA, 1338 nt
Organism: Cyphellophora attinorum
Lineage: Eukaryota; Fungi; Ascomycota; Eurotiomycetes; Chaetothyriales; Cyphellophoraceae
Exons: 1
Coding region: 1-1338 (445 amino acids)
Source: RefSeq, a predicted model, not a curated record